UACCCAGUAUUAUCUUUUAAAGAUAAUUUGUGAUCCUACCAUGUUAUAAAAGUAUUCAAAAUCUCAAAGAGUUAUUUAUUCUUUUUUAUGUUUGGAAUAGUGAUUUGCUUUAUCAUGGAGCACUGUGAAUUAUUUUAGAAAACUUUUAUUUAUUUUAUUUGUAUUUUUAAAUCAAACUUUUGAACUUUUAAAGGGGUUGUAACUUGUGUUACAUAGGGUAUUUCUGUGAUUUGCUAUUAAAUAUUUUAGUUUUAAAAAACGUAUCAUAGGCAUUUUGAUAAUAAAUGACUAGAAUUUUAUUAGGAGAAAUGAAUUUCAUCUACCUCUGAACAUUUGAUAAAUCAUUGCAUUUGUAAUGAACAUUGCAGCAUAAUAAAUACUAAGUUGUACACAAUUAGUAACAAUAAGCGGUUAGCAGUAUACCUGGAUACUUCAGUGAUUAAUUAUUGCACUGUUUUGCAGGAUGACUAAAAGAGGCACAGAAGAGCCACUAUCUGACGAGGAGGGGCUGGAAGAAGUUACAAGUGGUGAAGUAACUGAGAAGAAUAGACCCAACACUGCACCCACUAUUUGUACAACCGAGGAACUUGAUGCUAUGUACAAGAAAGUACAAGAAGAAUUUAAUGUAUUCAAAGAUCAGUAUGAAUUUCCAGAUGAUAUGACCAAAAAUGGUAAAAAGAAGCUGCUCAAAACUCUAAAAUUCGAUUUCUUCAAACCUAUCAGAAGAAAAAUUGAACGAGAAAAAUUGAAAAGAAAGAAAGCCAACAACCCUGCAUCUGCGCCCAAGCGUCGUAAGGGUAACAAACUAUGUGACAGUAACAACAAAUUACGUGUUGCUGUAGAUUGCAGUUUUGAUGAUUUAAUGACGGAAAAGGAUAUCGUUAAACUAAGCAAACAAAUCCAAAGAAUUUACGCAAUGAACAGGCACAUGGACAACCCUUUACAGUUACACCUCACAAACAUGCAGGGGAAAACUCUUGAAAGAAUGGGCUGUGUUGACGGCUACAAAAACUGGGAUAUCAAUCUUAAAAGUGAGAGUUUAAUUGAAUUGUUUGAGCCUUCAAAUGUGGUGUACCUUUGUGCUGAGUCAGAAAAUUUGUUAUCAACGUUUGAUGAUAGUAAAACCUAUGUAAUCGGAGGAUUUGUUGAUCAUAAUGCUCACAAGGGACUUGCGUAUGAGCGCGCCCAAGCUGCUGGUUUCCAGCAUGCUAGACUACCAAUCGACCAGUUCUUUACAAUAUCAACCCGAAAAGUGCUUACUGUUUGUCAUGUUUUUGAAAUUAUUUCCAAUUUUUGUGUCAGCAACAGCUGGACCAGUGCUAUUGAGAAGACUGUGCCAGAAAGAAAAGGUCUUAAAAGUUUAGAUGAUAAAGCUAAAUCAGAAGAAACUGAAGCUCUGAAAAUAGAUGAUGCUGUUAAGGCUGAGUCUUAGUUUUUAUUUUAUUUAUUAUAAGUUAUUCGAGGCAGAACAACAUUGAUAUUUUAUGUUCUCUUAGA
Molecule: messenger RNA, 1497 nt
Organism: Bolinopsis microptera
Lineage: Eukaryota; Metazoa; Ctenophora; Tentaculata; Lobata; Bolinopsidae
Product: tRNA methyltransferase 10 homolog A-like
Exons: 1
Coding region: 464-1432 (322 amino acids)
Biological process (GO): tRNA N1-guanine methylation
Cellular component (GO): nucleoplasm; nucleus
Molecular function (GO): tRNA binding
Source: RefSeq, a predicted model, not a curated record